ACUUUACAUUAUAAACCAAGUAAUUACCAGAAUACUAUAUGCCGUUGAAAUUGUUAUUUGGAUGCCGUAUGACACCCAACGAAAUGUUAAGAAAGAAUCAACGAGCUCUCAAUAGAGCAUUACGCGAUUUGGACAAUGAAAAUAUGAGAAUGAAACAACAAGAAAAGAAAAUUAUUAUGGACAUAAAGAAAAUGGCCAAAGAUGGAAAAAUGGUAAAUCAUGGUAUUUUAUUUUUAAAAAAGUUAAAUUUGAUUUACUGAUAUGAAUUACAAAUUUCAUACUAACCUUAAUAUAAAUUUCUUAUAUAAUUAAUAUUUUAAUAUUAAGUUUUGUUUUCAUAACUAAAUAAUGUUUUUAUAUCAUUAGAGAAUUUGUAUGGCAAGUUAUCUAUUACUUUAGUAAAUUUGUUCGUAGAACAAUCAACAGGUUAAUACUAUAUUGUUUUAAAUGUAACUAGUGAUUUAUUUGUUAUAAUGUUACAUAUCUUGUUAAUUAUUUUCUUGAUUAACGACUAUUGUUAACACUAAAAAACCUAAAGAAAAUUAUGAACCUAUCAUAAUUUAUUUCUACAUUAGAUCACUCGAUACAAAAAAAGGUAAAAACAUAGUAUUUAACCUGUCAUUGUUAUCAACGUUUUGCUAACAGUAAAUUUAUGUUAGGAACUACUUCUUCAUAUAAAAAUAUGUUGUUUCGAAAUUACAUGUACCUCUUAUUGACAUAAUAUUAUACUAAAAUAACAACAAAAACAAAUUAUUAACACCAAUUUAUAGGUAUUAUCGCAGAAUAGAUGAACAGUCAAAUUCAUCAUUAUCGAUUAUGUUAACGUUACACUUGCAUGAUCUAUGCCAUCAAUAUUUUUUUAUUUUAUAAAAUUAGCAAUAAUUAUCAUUAUGAAGUUAUUCAUUUAGAUAAAAUAUUUUAUACUCGGUAAUAUGGCAAUUUUUUAUUAUUCCUAAGUUUUAAAGGUCAGUUCGUCAUGUGUUGUAUAUGUGUGUAAAGAGCAUACUUGUCCUAUAUGUUAUACCGUAAAAGAAAACUCAAAAAUUUUGAAUGAUGAAUUAUCAUUUUUAAUGACCUUUUUUUUAUAAUUUGUAUUAUUUUAACAGGUUUUGUUUUAUAAAUCAGUAAUUUUUUUUUUUCAAUAAUAUUUAUAUUUUUUACUAAAUUAAUUAUUUGUUUUUAAUUUUUAAUAUAGAAAAUUUGAAUGAUAUUUACUAUUGAUAAUCAAAUUUUUGUCGGAAAUAACUAGAUAAACAUUUUUAUCUUUAUUUCACUAUUCUAAGUUCAUUAAAUAAUUUAUAGAAACAAAAAAUGACCAUGUUAGUGUAACGCUAACCAGAUAGCAAUCUUGUCACAAAACAUGACAAUACCGACAAUGGGUUAAACAUUCAAAAUAUUAUAAUAGUGAUAAUUUUAAUUUAUAAGGUAUUAUUAAUUAUCUAAUCAAUAGUAAACUGAAACCAUCUCGAAUAGCCUGAAGUGUUACAUUAAAUCCUAAAUAUUUUCAUUUAACAAAUUGUUUUUAUUUUAUUAAUAGCAUAUUUUCAAGAAUUUAAGUAUUAGAAUUGAUUAUAUAUAUUUAUUUAACUAUUUUUAAUCAAUGGUAUUAGCCUACUAAUUGUUAAAUAGUUUAGAUGAAUAUUUUGUUGAUUUAGGAAUCUGUGAAAAUCAUGGCAAGAGACUUGGUGAGAACGAGACAUUACCAAAAAAAAUUUAUGAUGAUGAAGGCAAAUGUACAAGCGGUAUCAUUGAAAAUACAAAUACUAAAAUCGCAAAAUGAAAUGGGUCAAGCAAUGAAAGGUGUGACUAAAGUAAUUCAUAAUAUGAACAGGUGUAUUUUUUAUUAUUUAAUAAUAAUCAAAUAUCAGUGAAAAAUAACUGUUAUCUAAUGACUAUUAAAUGUUCUUGAUACAUCAAUAAUUAAAAUUUCAAUUAUUAUGUAUAAAUAUUUAUCAUUCAAACUGUAGUAGUAUACACUUUAUAACUGAUUAUAAUAAUACUAGAUAACAAUAUACAUUUGUGUGUUGUAUUAGACAGUUGAAUUUACCUCAAAUUCAAAGGAUAUUACAAGAUUUUGAAAAACAGUCUGAAAUUAUGGACAUGAAAGAAGAAGUAUUGAAUGAUGCUAUAGAUGAUGCAAUGGAAGACGAAGGGGAUGAAGGAGAAACGUAUGAAUUAAUAAUAUUAUUUUUAUUAUAAAUAAAUAAUAGUAAUUUGUUUUGAGGAUUGUAAAGAUAUUGCUUUUUUUUUUACAAUGUAAUACAUUAUUACUGAGAGUAACAAACCUAUACAUAAUUUAAAUUAUUUAUAGAACUGUGGGAGAAAGUAAUACUACUUUGUAUCUAAUUAUGUAUAUAUAUUGGCAGUUCAAAUGCUUACAUACUAGUUGAACAUUUAAAAUAUAAUUUUAAAUUUAAUUGAGAAUGUAUUAAGGGUUAAGCACAUAAUCAUAAAUAUUAUUAUAGCUUUCAAGUGUUUGUUAUUAUUAAAAGUGAAAUCUUUUUUUCAGAGAUCAAAUUGUAAUACAAGUAUUAGAUGAGUUAGGUCUUCAGCUUACAGACCAAUUGUCUGGAUUGCCCUCAGUCUCUGGGUCAAUAAGUUUAGCUGCCACAGACAAAAUGUCAAUGGUGGCUCAAGAUGAAGGUAGUGGUGCUGCUACACAACCAAAUGAUAAUGAUGCAGACCUUCAAGCAAGAUUAAAUAAUUUAAGGCAUAAAUAA
Cinara cedri is the source of this 2720-nucleotide messenger RNA. Lineage: Eukaryota; Metazoa; Arthropoda; Insecta; Hemiptera; Aphididae. The record is from the annotation of a GenBank genome assembly.